GGGCUCGCAGACUGUACCUUUCGGACCUCCUCGUCCGGUCGAAGGACCCCAGCCGACUCUCCCAACAGCGGUCUUGGAGCGCGUCAAGGCGUGUGUGGCUGCCACGGGCGACACUGCCUCCCGCUUCGAUCGCCUCAAGAUGGGCGACAGCGGGCCAAUCUACGUCUUCCGGGUGGCCGGCCCGCGUGGCUGCCCGUACGGCAACCACCACGACGGCCAUAACAACUUCAGCGUGCUCGUGCGCAAGAGGGACUUGCUCUAUUGUUGCAACAGCUCGGAGUGCCAGGGGGUCCGCCCCCUGCUCAAGAUCGGGGAGCUCACGCGCUCGGAGGCGGUGACUGGAGGCGAGACUCGGGCUUUCAGCGCCGAUGACGUCAGCGCGAUCAACGGCCUUCAUAAGACAUUCGUGGACGCCUGGGCCUUCGAGGGAGACGUGGGCGGCAGCAAGAUCGUCGCCGAGAUGUACGCAAGCUGCAGCAGGCUGCGUUUCGAUGGAGAAAGCUGGUGGUAUUGGAAUGGAAGGCGCUUCGUGCGCGACGAGAAGAGCGCCUUCUAUGUGAAGAACGUGCUCAUCAAUCAGCUCAGGACCGUCUACGCGCGGGUGAGGGACGAGUGGAAGGCAUCUAUCGAGAGGACCACCGACGAGAAGGAGCAAGAGGCGUUGACGGAGCAGCUCAAGCGUCUGCGCACCUACAACAACAGCCGAGAGAUCACCAGUACGCUGGAACUCCUCCGCGGGGAGUUGGUCGAUUUCGUCUUUGCUCAGCAGCUGGAUGCAGAUCCGGACAUCUUGAACGUGAAAAAUGGAGUGCUCCUUCUGAGGACUGGCGAGCUCGAUGUGCACCGGCCCCAGUACUUCUGCUCCAAGAUCACGGAGACGGACUUCAUGGGGAUGGAGUACCCCACUCCGCGCAUGGACGCCUUUAUAGGCGACAUCUUCAACCACGACGCUGAGCUGGUCGACUACGUACGGAAGCUGUUCGGCUACGCCCUCAACGGCCAUACGCGGGAGGAGGUCUUUGUGCUCUUGCUCGGAAAGGGAGGAAAUGGAAAGGGUGCCCUGAAGGAGAUGUUGCAAGCUGUGGCCGGCGAUUACUAUGGCACCAUGUCCAAGGACGCGGUCGUUACGGCACCUGGCCAGAGGGCCCCCUCUAAGAACGCGCCUACAAACUACCUUUACGAGUU
Klebsormidium nitens is the source of this 1185-nucleotide messenger RNA. The record is from the annotation of a GenBank genome assembly. Lineage: Eukaryota; Viridiplantae; Streptophyta; Klebsormidiophyceae; Klebsormidiales; Klebsormidiaceae.